Phoenix dactylifera (date palm) is the source of this 2528-nucleotide messenger RNA. RefSeq names its product cellulose synthase-like protein H1. Gene Ontology annotation, biological process: cellulose biosynthetic process. NCBI's taxonomy places the organism in Eukaryota, Viridiplantae, Streptophyta, Magnoliopsida, Arecales, Arecaceae. Gene Ontology annotation, molecular function: cellulose synthase (UDP-forming) activity. The record is from RefSeq and is a predicted model, not a curated record. Gene Ontology annotation, cellular component: membrane.
GCCUCAUUGCUUAUCCUAUCCUCUCUUCAUGGCGACCCACCACAACCUCCCUCUCCAAGAGAGAAUCUCCCUAAAGAACACUUUCCAAAGAGUCUCAAGCCUUCUCAUCCUCGCCCUCCUCCUCUCCCUCCUCCUCUAUCGCCUCACCUCACUCCAUAGCCAUGGCUCCAUUUGGCUCAUCGCCUUCCUUUGCGAGUCUUGGUUCACCUUCAUCUGGGUCCUCUACAUGAAUGCCAAAUGGAACCCAGUCAAGUACAAAACCUACCCCGAGCUUCUUCUGAAGAGAUCCGAUGAUCUCCCAGCUGUGGACAUGUUCGUCACCACGGCGGACCCCAAGCUCGAGCCUCCGAUUAUCACGGCGAACACCGUGCUCUCUUUGCUGGCUGUGGAAUACCCAGCUCACAAGCUCGCUUGCUAUGUUUCGGACGAUGGAAGCUCGCCCAUGACCUUCUAUUCUCUCGUGGAAGCUUCAAAAUUUGCGAAGCUAUGGGUUCCUUUCUGCAAGAAGUACAACGUUAGAGUGAGAGCUCCCUUUGUGUACUUCUCUUCUGAGCCGCAAGCUCCACAAACUCUCUUACAAGAAUUCAUGGACACCUGGAGAUACAUGAAGAAUAAGUAUGAGGAGUUAAGUCAAAGAAUUGACGAUGCUGCUAAAGAUUACAUUUCGCAUCGCAUGGAUGAUGAGCUUGCUGAUUUCUCAAAUAUUGAACGAGGAAACCAUCCGAGCCUAAUUAAGGUUAUAUGGGAGAACAAGGAGGGCUUAGAAGGUGGCAUCCCCCAUCUAGUAUAUGUGGCUAGAGAGAAGAGGCCAAAACUUCCACAUCAUUACAAAGCUGGAGCUAUGAACGUUCUGGCAAGGGUCUCAGGAGUGAUGACAAAUGCUCCAUUCAUGCUCAAUGUGGACUGUGACAUGUUUGCUAAUCACCCUGAGGUCAUUCUUCAUGGCAUGUGUCUGCUACUCGGGUUUGACAACGAGGUGUCAAGUGGAUUUGUUCAAGCACCACAGCAGUUCUAUGGGGCUCUCAAGGAUGAUCCCUUUGGGAAUCAAUUAGUGGUCUUGCAAGAGAUUACUGUGGGAGGAACUGGAGGACUUCAAGGUCCAUUUUAUGGAGGGACAGGAUGCUUUCACCGAAGAAAAAUUAUAUGUUCUACACCUAGGCCUGCUGGAGUUAGCAAACAUGUUCAGUCUUCAAUAUGGAGGAAAAAUUCCAGUUUUCUCUAUUUGGUGCUAAAUGGCAUGUUUGCUUCUGCGACAGAUGAGUUAUCUUACAAUGAACUACAAAGGAUUUAUGGGGAUUCUAGAGAAUUAAUAGAGUCAGCUUCUCAUAUAACUUCAGGAAAAUUUAGAGAAAGUUCAUGCGUCGACGAUCUUUCAAGCAGCGUAGAAGCUGCUAAAAGAGUUGCCUCCUGUACCUACGAGUUCAAUACAUGUUGGGGAAACAAGAUUGGAUGGGCCUAUGGCUCGAUGACAGAAGACGUCCUCACCGGGCUAAGAAUUCAUUCGAUGGGUUCGAAAUCAGUGUGCCUGAAACUAGAUCCACCUGCAUUCCUCGGGAGUGCCGCAACCGGAGGUCCGGCGAGCUUGACACAAAACAAGAGGUGGUCCACAGGCCUUCUUGAGAUCUUAUUGACUAGGAGGAGCCCCAUACUUGCCACCUUCACCAAGCAGCUCGAGUUUCGGAUGUGCUUGGCCUAUUUGCUUGUAAUUGUUUGGGCCUUACGCUCCAUCGGAGAGCUCUGCUAUGCUUUGCUACCUGCUUACUGUCUCAUUGCCAAUACCUCCUUCAUGCCCAAGGCCUCAGAACCUGUUUUCGUGAUUCCUUUGGCUCUCUUCCUCAUCUGCAACAUGCACUCGUUAAUGGAGUACGUCCAAUGUGGACUCUCAGUCCGCGCUUAUUGGAACAACCAGAGGAUGAAUAGGAUCUUCGCAAUGACUGCAUGGCUCUUAGGUUUGCUUGCCGUCCUCCUCAAGACCCUUGGCCUCUCCGAGACAGUAUUCGAAGUCACCCGAAAGGACCAACAAUCCGAUACCAAUGAUACGGACAAAGACCCCGGGAGGUUUACCUUCGACAACUCGCCAUUGUUUGUCUCUGGCACUGCAGUGCUGCUCGCGAACCUGGCGGCGCUCACCGUCGGCCUGCUACGGCUUCGCCGGCCGGUCGUUGGACCGGGGCUUGGAGAGUUUGUUUGCAGUGUUUGGGUGGUGCUCAGCCUCUGGCCAUUCGCGAGGGGUCGUGUAGGGAGGGGGAGUUAUGGAAUCCCUUGGCCUGUCAUUAGGAAAGCUGCUGUCUUGGCGUCUCUCUUCGUGCAGUUUUCUGUAUUGGAACGGGUGCACUAGUCUAAAGUGGGUGGUUUGGGCUUCAACUUUCAACUUCAGAAAUAACAAAAAUUGGGUCCUACUUCCACACGCUGAGGGGUUUAAUAGCACUACCAUUAGGAUCCAAAAGAAAGCAACAUUGAUGGACAAGUCCAACCUUCCAACAACAUUAAAGUGGAUUGAACCAUGGGAUCACAAUGCUUGGCCUUCU